Messenger RNA from Amphiprion ocellaris (clown anemonefish), 2354 nucleotides. Its product is annotated as peptidyl-prolyl cis-trans isomerase Fkbp12-like. Gene Ontology annotation, molecular function: peptidyl-prolyl cis-trans isomerase activity. The transcript has 4 exons. The record is from RefSeq and is a predicted model, not a curated record. Lineage: Eukaryota; Metazoa; Chordata; Actinopteri; Pomacentridae. Bases 77 to 400 code for a protein of 107 amino acids.
ACGAGGCAACCCGCUGCAUGAGGUAGAGCUCCAGUCAGACAGCUGCAGGCAGAGGGAACACUGCGCCAGAAGAACAAUGGGAGUAGACGUCGAAGUCAUAAAACCGGGGGAUGGGCAGAAUUACCCGAAGAAGGGACAUAAGGUUACGGUGCACUACGUCGGAACGCUGCCGGAUGGAAGGAAGUUUGAUUCCUCCAGGGACCGGGGAGAGCCCUUCGAGUUCAGACUGGGAGAAGGAGAAGUGAUCCGUGGCUGGGAUGAAGGUGUAGCUAGGAUGAGCUGCGGGGAGUUGGCCAGGUUGACCUGCUCACCGGACUACGCGUAUGGCGCCCGCGGAUACCCACCCAUCAUCCCCGCAAAUGCAACUCUCAUCUUUGAAGUGGAGCUUCUGAAAUUUUAAGUGUUUAAAUUUAAGGUUGCUCUUCUCAGUUGUUUUCAUUCCACCCACAUCUCCAGCACAAAUAACCAUUCAGUUAAAGUUGCUGUCAGAAGCAUUGAUAGACAUGAAUUAAUCCUAGUACAAAUAAUUCUGAUACCUUGAUUUAAUUUAGGAGCAUCACAAACAAUGAAAACCAUGCUCACGCCAGUCAUAUUGUUGGUGCUAAGAUGAGGCUCAGGUCUUUAAAGGAGUUCUACAAUGUUUUGGGGUACACGGUUUCUCUUGAGAAUCAGAUGAGAAGAUUGAUAAUAUGCCCACCAGCACUUCUGUGUCUCAUUAAUGCAUUCUAUAUUUUUUGCUUAAUUCAUCCAAAAAAGAAAGUGCACAGACAACACAGGUAGGCAAGCAGCCUGUUGGAGUUAUUAUUCCACAGGAGCGGCUGUACCGUAAUAUUUUCAGUCAGUACUACUGAUCACAGACACGAGCAGUAUCAAUCUUAUCAUCUUGCUUUCUGUAAGAAAUCAUUCCCAAAAUAUUAUUCUUGUAAAAGUCCAGCAAAUGUAAUGUUUUAAAUCACAGUGUCGGGUCAUAUAAAAGAUAAAUGAAUAUGAUUUUUUUAAGCUAGUCAGGGCUUUUCAAAACUAUUUCUCAUCAACUGAGUCAGUCAUGCAGUGCAGCUUUGGUUGAGGAUUUAUUUUGCCUUCAUUCUUGCACUUGCCUGUUAAUGUUUACACAGCAGAAAGGGCACAUAAUAAAGUAGGAGGGGGAAAAAAACGAGAACAUCAAGAAAAACUAAACCACUGGCACUAAAUGCAUGUUGGACCCUAGUCUUAUCAGCAAACCUGUGUUUAUUCCAGUGUUUUAAGUAGAGUGGUAAUAAUUCUUAGUGUAAAAAAUGCACAUGUAACACCCUUAGUAAAAAGCUUCUGUUUCUUUUGGCAUACCAUUAUUCCUGCAAGAGAUUCAUUUAGUUAAUAGCUCAAACAAAUACUUGGUAUAUCUGGAAACAACUGUGUGUGAUUUAAUUGUUUUUUUUUUCCGGAGUUGUGUUGCCUUUUGUAGUAUUGGGAUCAGAUUUUGACACCUGUGCUCCUUAAACUAUCCUCUUGGGCCAUUACUGGCUGUGACAGUGGAGCUGGUAUAAUUUUCACCUUGUGAGUCUAUCCAUCUUUGGUGUUAUGACAUGUGGUCCUGGAGACAUUUACUUUAGCAAGAACCAACACAAAGACAGCUUCGACUACUCGGCCAUGUGUGCCUGUGGACAGAGUUGGUCAAGACGAUGCCACAACAAUCGUCAUUUUGAUCACAACCACACAACCUGUAAUCUUUUAUGACUGCAUCUUGUACAGUUAUUGUGUGGACAAAAUCUGACAUACAAACACCUGACGAAGUGUUUAGAACUGCCUAUGCGAUAGUUCUCCCUACAAUAGGUGUCUCUAGUAUGGCAGUUUGGAAUGGUGACAUACACAAUCUCACAAGGUGAAACUAGAUCAUCUGAAUGGGAUCACACCAAUUCAGCACCUAUCAACGUGUACCCAUGUAAUAGCAGUUAUUACGUUUACUACAUUGUACUAAAUGUAAUUGCUAUACAAGUACACAAGGGUCAGACAACACCCAGCAUCAAAUGUGGCCUUUUUUUUACAUCCCAUGUACAGACCUGUAAAGUUUUGCAGCUGUAUCCCGCAUGCAACAAAAUGAACACCUGUCCAGACGGCCUUGGUGGUGGUUCUUACUACACUAACUGUCUCACUAGCUGAAAACAACAGUAGCUACGCUCUCUCAGUUGGUAAUGGUGUGUUGGUGGGCAUCACAGCUGGUGUGAUCCCAUCUCAAGAUGAUCUCUAGUUUGGUUCGGCCUGAAGUGUCCUUGUGUUAUGUCAUAACUCGAACCUUUUUUUUUUCCACUAUCAUCCCUUAGAAAUCAUGUUAUCUGUGGGUAUUGCAUUCAGGCAUUAAAAACAGUACACUGUACAAA